AUGUACGACAAAAUAGUACUUAUUUUACUUAUUGUUUCGUUAACUUAUGAAAACGCCGACGGAAGAAAAUUGAAGAGAAUUCAAAAACCAAAAGACACGGAUAAUACGGACCCACAACCUAAUGUUUUAACAUAUUCCACUUUCGGCUUUAACGACGUUGCGUCCUACGAUGGGCUUGUUCCAACUUCACCAGAUAAUGCAAAUUAUCUCACCAAAUACAAGGAGACGUCAGAGAAAUUAUACGCUCCGGCGUUUCCGUCGGCCCUGGAUUCAGAUUUUUCAAGUAAUUCUCAGUCUUUAAACGAAGAGGCGACUGGUGGUGGUGAUGGUGCAACAGCAACAAGUAUGUCACAAUUUAAUUCUGUAAAUAAUUACAGUCCUUCUAAUUUUAAUUCAGAGAACAAUUCAAAUAAGAACUCGGUCUCUGAUGUAGAUUAUAGUCAAAAUUUAGCAGAAAAUAAUAGGAUAGUUUAUGGGUCAAAGAUAAGCACUGCGAAUAAAAAUAUGUCAUCUAACUGGUAUAAUGAUGCAGAACCUAAUAAUGGAAUAUUGUAUCAAAAUGAACAUAAAUUUUCAACUUACCGUGAAUCCCCUUUGUUCAAUGGAAACCUACCAUCGUACAGUGAGUCCAAUAAUAAUAAUAAUAAUCAAUUUAUUAACAAUUACGCCACAACCUAUCCCACGACGGAAAUAGAAAAUUCAAUGAAUGCCGAAAAUAUGCAAAUCUUAUCAAAGUUUCCUAAUGUCGGGGAUUUCACGAAUACUAAAUCAUAUGAUACAUUUGAGUCGGAAAAUAAACAUUCGUUGGCUUCACCAAAACCAUUGGAUACAUUCAACUCUAUAGUAAAUAGCGUAGAUGACGAUAGGCUUAGUAACUAUUACGAAGAUCAUAGUAAUAAAUUAAUAAAAAUACCUACAAGUUUUAAAAAUACGUUUGGAAACAAAGGAAUUGAGAAUAUUAUUUCAUCGAAACAACACUUAAACACUAAUCAGGGAUAUUUAAGUAAACAUUCAAAUGUCAAAAAUAAAAAGUUAAAUAAUGACUAUAAAGAUGAACAGAAAACUAAUCCUUGGAUCCUUGAAAAUGGCAAUAAUUAUGUUCACAAACGCAUUAAAAACGAUAAGAACGGUUAUGAAUAUGCGACAAAUUUUAGCAGUACAAAUUUCAAGUUUGAUGAAAAUGAACCCAAAAACCAUUUCAAUUCUAAUGUCGAUGAAAUUAUCCCAUCAAUUAGUAAUAUUAACGAUUUUCCAAAUUACAAGUUUCCUGAAACCGAUUAUUUAAAUUUCAAAGCUCAUCCCAGCUUCAAAACUACGUUUAACAGUGACAACAAAGAUGAAUUAUCUUACAAUAUAGGAAAUAAAUAUAACCCAUCCUCUGAUUACUUAAACAAAUUUAAAAAUGUGUACAGUAAUGUACCGACUUCUGCAACAAAUUGGGGAAAUAUUUUUAAAUCCACGGACUACUCAUCUUAUAAAAAACAUAUUCCGAAACCUCAAUUUAACGAUGAGGAAAACUUUGACAUUCUGCACUUACCAAAGAGACAAAAUAAUUAUAGACAUGUUAAAGAUUCAUCCGAAAGUAUUGCGAACGAUAGGCCGAUAUACAAUAACAAGCCGAAUAUAUUUCAAAGGCCGAAAAAUGAAUGGAGUAACGAAAAUUUUAAUAACAGAUUCAAAUCAGAAGAGGAUUUAUUAGGGCUGAGAAACCAUGAUACUUCACACCCCACUUAUCUGCCAUCAUUUCAAUACCCUGACAACCCUGAGGAAAGUUUCAAAACUGUCGUAGAAAAAUGGAGAGAGAACUAUAUUAAAUCAAAGUAUCAUGAUACUCCAACGUAUGAUUAUGAAGCCUCCGAAGUAAAACACUUUCAGGCAUCAAAUCCCUAUCAAAUACAACCGCCACAUCCGGUGAUAGUACCAGUACCGCAACCUUAUCCGGUACGAGUUCCAGUAGCAAAGCCGGUCGCAGUGCCGGUCAUGCGGGAGAUAACCGUACCGAUAGAGAAGCCAGUAUUGUAUCCUGUCUACAAAAAGGUUCCAUAUCGCAUUGAGAAACUGGUGCCCGUACCUGUUGAAAAACAGGUAGUCUUACCAGUAGUAAAACCGUAUCCGGUACCAGUUCCUCAAGUUAAGCCGGUGUUCCAUCACUCACGGCCCUAUCGCGACGAGUUCGACUUGGAACAGGACUUUGAUGACGGCGAUGAAUACCUUCCGCGACCCGAAAGCAGUAAAGUUGUGUAUAAUAAAAGACCUAAAAGUCCACGCCAUCGUUCACGAAGACCAUCACGUAUGCCCUACCAAGAACGCAGUAAGGGAAAGAGACCGCAGCGUCGACCGAACGGCUCCCGCGAGAAGGAUUAUCAUCGCUAUGUGCAAUCUCCUCUAACAGAUUACCAGCGCUUCAGGAACCACGAUGGCGACUUUGAUGACGAACGUGAAUACAAAGACUACUUACUUUACUGUAAAAGAACCGGUAAUUGUUAG
Messenger RNA from Parnassius mnemosyne (clouded apollo), 2487 nucleotides. Lineage: Eukaryota; Metazoa; Arthropoda; Insecta; Lepidoptera; Papilionidae. The record is from the annotation of a GenBank genome assembly.